AAAAGUUUUCUUGUAUUAUCGAUGGAAUACCUUAAUUUCUUUAUCAAAUGUCGAUUUCACUACGAAAAUGGCCGACCCAGAUCCUGAAACUUUAUUAGAAUGGUUGAGUAGUGGUGUUGGAGAUGAACGGGAUAUGCAACUUAUCGCUCUAGAACAACUAUGUAUGUUACUAUUGAUGUCAGACAAUGUCGACAGGUGCUUCGAAAGUUGCCCUCCUCGAACUUUCUUACCGGCCCUUUGUCGCAUAUUUUUGGACGAACAAGCUCCAGAAAAUGUCCUAGAAGUCACAGCACGAGCCAUAACGUACUAUCUCGACGUUUCGGCCGAGUGUACCAGAAGAAUCGUCGCAAUGGAAGGUGCGAUACGUGCCAUCUGCAGACGACUAGUCGUGGCCGAAUUAUCCUCAAGGACAAGCAAAGACCUCGCUGAACAGUGCGUCAAAGUGCUGGAACUGAUAUGCACAAGAGAAGCUGGUGCCGUUUUCGAAGCAGGGGGACUCAGCUGCAUCUUGCCAUUCAUUAGAGACAAUGGAAGUCGAGUUCAUAAAGACACUUUACACUCUGCAAUGGCCGUAGUGUCGCGUUUAUGUACCAAAAUGGAACCUGCAGACACUCAGUUGCCCACCUGCGUUCAAGCUCUGAGUACUUUGUUACAUCACGAAGACCAGCACGUGGCCGAUGGAGCGUUACGUUGUUUCGCAUCAAUAGCCGACAGAUUUACGAGAAGGGGAGUCGAUCCCGCACCUCUAGCUCAGCAUGGACUCGUAGGUGAACUCCUGGCAAGGCUUUCAAGUGCUGCUGGGGGAUCGAUGGCUGCAACUGGAACAAUUGGUGGGGGCUCUAACACUCCCGGAAAAUCCGCUUCUAUCACCAGCUCAACAGGUGGUUCUACAGCCACUGCAGCAAACCUUCCCUCUGACCAAAAGGCCAACGCUGCCUCUGUCUCGACCAUCAUUAGCCUAUUGUCUACUCUAUGUAGAGGAUCGCCAAGUAUUACACAUGAUUUAUUACGUUCCGAACUACCCGACGCUAUUGAGAAAGCUUUAAAAGGGGAUGAAAGAUGCGCCCUAGACACCAUGCGUCUCGUCGAUUUGUUGCUAGUGCUUCUCUUCGAAGGUCGGCGUGCUCUUGGUAAGACAGGGAUCGCAGGACCGUCCUCGAACGCGAUGCCUCGCAUAAGAAGAAUGGACUCAGCUGCUGAGAAGUCCCACAGACAACUUAUCGACUGCAUAAGAUCCAAAGACACUGACGCACUUAUAGAAGCAAUAGAAACUGGUGGAGUGGAGGUGAAUUUUAUGGAUGAUGUGGGCCAAACGUUACUGAAUUGGGCCUCUGCAUUUGGAACCCAAGAAAUGGUAGAAUACUUGUGUGAAAAAGGGGCAGACGUUAACAAAGGUCAACGUAGUUCGUCUUUACACUAUGCUGCCUGUUUCGGACGUCCGGCCAUUGCUAAGGUUUUAUUGCGUUACGGUGCCAAUCCUGAUCUCCGUGACGAAGAUGGCAAAACUCCCCUCGACAAAGCUCGUGAACGUAUGGACGAAGGUCACAGAGAAGUAGCUGCUGUACUUCAAUCGCCUGGUGAAUGGAUGAUAUCGUCUUUGAGCAAAGACAAGCCGAAAAAGUCAUCCGAGGUAGACGUAGAAGAAAACGUGGAGCCGAAGGGCGAUCCAGAAAUGGCCCCAGUGUAUUUAGGAAGACUAUUGCCCGUUUUUUGCGCCACUUACCAAGCUACCAUGCUGGCUUCUGUAAGAAAAUCGAGUUUGGGUUUAAUAAAGAAAAUGAUCCAUUACAUACAACCGGCUCUCUUAGAGGAAUUGUGCACAUCUACCACUGAAUCGGCAACAAAUAAUUUUGGAAAUCAGCUCGUAGAAGUUAUAGCGUCCGUUUUGGAUAACGAGCCGACUUACACCUGGUCGAGGCCGCCCAGCACCGUUGCCAUGGCGACCCUUGCCGUGUUCUUGCGCCAAAAUUUGCAUGGCAGGCACAUUAUACUCUGUCCACCUGUUAUGGAGGAUGAAGACAGUCAUUUGGUGGUUCUUGCAGUGAUUCAAGAUCUUAUGAUGAAGGCGCGUGAGAUAUUCCUUGACCAUUUCGCUCGUUUGGGUGUGUUUUCCAAAGUCAGGCAACUUGCAGGGCCUCCGGAAAUCCCAGAGCAAAUCGACGGGCCCAUACAACAACCAAGAGAACAACAGGCUAAUGAAACAGAAAAUGAAGUUGAAAGUACCGAAGACGCUAAGGAAAUCCUUCCUGGGAAAGCGUAUCACUGGAAGGACUGGUGCGUUUGCAGAGGAAGAGAUUGUUUGUACAUAUGGUCAGAUGCAGCAGCAUUGGAACUUUCUAAUGGCUCAAAUGGCUGGUUUAGGUUCAUUUUAGAUGGAAAAUUGGCUACUAUGUAUUCUAGUGGAUCUCCAGAAGGGGGAGCAGACACGUCCAGCAAAGGCCGGACUUCUGACUCGCUCACUACCGAAGAAAAUAGAGGCGAGUUUCUAGAAAAGCUACAAAGAGCUAGAUCAGCAGUCAAGAACACGACAAAUUCUCAACAAAUUCUUUCUAAAACCGGACCUGCAAGACUUGUUGUUGGCAAUUGGUCAUUAACUUCGAAGAAAGAAGGCGAAUUACACAUUCACAACUCUGAUGGACAACAACAGGCCACAAUAUUACGUGAAGAUUUGCCAGGUUUCAUAUUUGAGUCGAAUCGAGGCACUAAGCACUCGUUCACCGCCGAAACAAGCUUAGGUCCUGAAUUUUCUGCUGGUUGGACAAGUAAGCGUGGCAAGCGGCUACGUUCGAAGACAGAAGCAACGAAACAGAAAGUAAAAAAUACUGCGCACGCCAUUUACGAACAAUACUUCAAAGCGGCUCAGGCACAACCUCGAGGGGUGGUCGCAAAACUCGGCAAUAUCGUGGCACAAAUAGAACGUGCCUGUCAAAAACAAUGCACGUACGUACAUAACAAUCGUGAUGCAAGCGCAACAACAGGUGGUGGUAACGCAUGGAAAGACAUGCUCCGAAACGCCCUAGAUGAGCUCACGCAGAUACUUCAAGAAGAUGGGGUUGUGAGCGCCUACGAGUUGCACAGUUCCGGACUCGUCCAGGCCCUUUUAUCCCUUUUGUCGACGAGUUACUGGGACCAAGGGCUCAAGUCGAAUAAAACUAGUAAAUAUCAGAAGCAAAGGAUUCAUUUGUUCAAACAGUGCUUCAAAGACCAUACAAAAGGAAAGCAGAGUUCCAUGACAGUGUUAGUAUACAAGCUUAUAUCUGUUUUGGAAAGUAUAGAAAAAUUACCCAUUUACCUAUACGAUUCACCUGGUUCAGGAGGUUAUGGACUUCAAAUAUUGACUCGUCGAUUAAGGUUUAGACUUGAAAAGGCAUCUGGGGAAAGUUCGUUGAUUGAUCGAACCGGACGGGGACUUAAAAUGGAACCUCUUAGCACAGUAGGCCAAUUAGAACGAUAUUUACUUAAAAUGGUAGCCAAACAAUGGUACGACUACGACAGAUCCACCUUCCAAUUUGUAAAGAAACUACGAGACGCAAAGUAUCAAACAUUUAAGCAUACACAUGACUUUGACGAGAACGGAAUCAUUUAUUUUAUCGGUACAAACGGCAAAACUUGUUCAGAAUGGGUGAACCCUGCCCAGUACGGCCUCGUCAACGUAAUGAGUUCAGAUGGACGUAAUUUACCCUAUGGUCGUGUUGAAGACAUAUUAUCGCGAGACUCUUCAGCCCUUAACUGCCACACGAAUGAUGAUAAGAGGGCAUGGUUCAGCAUUGAUCUGGGACUAUACGUAAUACCAACUUGUUAUACCCUACGACAUGCCAGAGGCUAUGGAAGAUCAGCACUAAGGAACUGGCUAUUCCAGAUGUCUAAAGACGGUCUUUCGUGGACCACCCUGUAUGCGCAUACAGAUGACACAUCUCUUAACGAUCCUGGAUCGACUGCAACAUGGCCGAUUGAAGUACCUGCUGACGAAUAUCAGGGUUGGCGUCACGUACGUAUCCAACAAGCCGGCAAAAACGCUUCGGGACAGACACAUUAUCUCAGUCUGUCAGGUUUUGAAAUCUAUGGUAAAGUGACAAGUAUAUGUGAAGACCUCGGUAAAGCUGCAAAGGAAUCAGAGGCGCACAUAAAAAAACAGCGACGCCUGUUACGAAUGCAAAUGCUUAAGCAUAUGACAGUUGGUGCUAGGGUAGUGAGAGGUAUAGACUGGAAAUGGCGCGAUCAAGACGGGAACCCCUCCGGAGAAGGUACCAUCACUGGAGAGUUACACAGCGGAUGGAUUGAUGUCACCUGGGAUCACGGAGGAUCGAAUUCGUAUAGGAUGGGAGCUGAAGGGAAAUACGAUUUGAAAUUGGCCCCAGGUUAUGACGUGGAAUCGACUCCUAAAGUGGUCCAUCACCAUGGUACUGGCAUGAAUGUUUCAAAGUCUUUAAAAGAAAAACAAAGCGUGUUAACUAGUAGAAAAAGCAGUUCAACUCCAAGUCUGCCUGAAGCUACUGACGCAAAAACAGCCGCUUCAGUGGCUUCCACGGAACAGGCUGCGUCUGCAGAUAAUUUAGCUGCUAAGCAAGCUGCAGAAACUAUUGCCGAAAGUGUCUUAUCAGUAGCUAGAGCAGAAGCUAUCGUAUCAGUCACUACAGAAUCACAAGCGGCUGCCAACAAUGAUUCAGAACUGUCCGUAAUAGUGCAUCCCUUACGUGAUCCUCAUCACGACCUUUCCGCCAUCAAUAAUUCCAUUAGUAGCGAUUUAGCGACUAUCGUUGAAAGCUUAGCACUUACAACAACAUCAAGUGACUCAAAGAAACAACAACGUUCCAAUAAGCAAAGUCUUGUAGAAGUCGUUGAAGCUUUAGAUAAAAUACGAGAAGGUGGAGGAGCGUCGACUACCACCAGUACAACCACAGACCUUCUAAUAAGCAACGCAAACGAUAUGGUACAGUCGACUAACCAACAAAACAAACAGGCCUCAGCUGCCACCGCCGGAGUACGUAUAUCUGUCUCAAACAAUCACCACAGACAUCGAGAUUCGUCUGAUGUAGAAAAGUCAAAACGUCACUCUCUUAACAAAGACCAGCAGCAACAACCACCACAGGGAGGCAACAAAAAUAAGGACGAACAACAAGAUUCUACAUCCACAGACAGUAAUAAUGCCAGAAACUCUAAUGUAAACCCAAUGAGUGUAAGCGUACCAAAUUUAGCAUCAACUGAAACAGGAAGUCAGAUAGAGACUACUUCAACCGCUGGUCUGUUAGAAACUUUCGCUGCUUUGGCAAGAAGAAGAACUAUAGGGUCGGUUGCUGGCACAAACUCUUCCUCAUCAAAUUCUAACAACGUCAGCAACAACAUAAUCAAUUCUAAUACCCAAAAUAAUCAUCAUAAUACUGGUUCUUUUUUCCCACGUGGUCCUAAUUCCGUGUCAAGUCUAGUACGACUAGCUUUAUCCAGUAACUUCCCUGGUGGCCUCCUAAGCACAGCACAAAGUUAUCCAAGCCUUUCUUCGAGCAACAACGUUAAUAACGCGUCGUCUGGUGGUGUACCGGUAACUACAGCUACUGCACAAGGCCUGGGACAAGCGUUGACGAUGAGUCUCACAUCUACCAGCAGCGAUAGCGAGCAGGUAUCCCUAGAAGAUUUUCUAGAUUCCUGUCGACCUCCAACGUUAUUAGCUGAACUGGACGAUUACGAAGACAUGGGCGAAGACGAAGAAAAUGAUGAGGAUGAGAACGAAGAUGACGCCGAUUACGAAGAAGUAAUGGUCUCACGAAAUCUUCUUUCGUUUAUGGAAGAGGAAGGAUUUGAAGCAAAACCGGGUAAACGAAGGUCCUGGGAUGACGAAUUCGUACUGAAAAGGCAAUUCUCCGCACUUAUACCGGCGUUUGAUCCUCGACCUGGUAGGACAAAUGUCAAUCAAACUACAGAUUUAGAAGUGCCACCCCCAGGAGAGGAAGAUUCCAAUACAAAUUCUGAACAUGAACUUCUACCCCAGCCAAGAUUGCAUUUGGUUCUAAAAGGCCCCAAUCUGCCCAGCGUACCCGAUGUGGAAAUAGAACUAAAUAACCCCAACUGGACUAUCUUUAAGGCAGUUCAGGAAUUAGUGCAAAUAUCUGAAAUGGGCUCGAGACAAGAAAAAUUACGACGAAUAUGGGAGCCUACCUACACGAUUGUUUAUAAAGAGAAAAAAGAUGAUUUGGGCGGUAUGGAAUCAGACGGGCGUUCCACUCCCAUAGUCACCGUAUUUUCCCGCAGCGGAUCUAGUUCUGUAGCGGGAACUACCCUCUCACCUAGUACCCCAGUCCCUGGAACACCUUCAGUUUCCAACUGUACUGUAGAAGACGUUCUUCAACUUCUUCGUCAUUUAUUUGUGAUAACAACGUCCCGCGAGCAAGAUUACGAUCAAGAACUUGAUACUGAUCUUACACCUGAACAUUUCGCCAGUAAGAAAAUCAAUAACAAACUUCUGCAACAAAUUCAAGACCCGCUGGUAUUAUCAAGUGCCAGUUUACCAGCCUGGUGCGAAGAACUGAACCAGUCUUGCCCUUUCUUAUUCCCGUUUGAGUCUCGACAGUUAUAUUUCAAUUGCACGGCAUUCGGUGCAUCCAGGAGUAUCGUAUGGUUACAGACACAAAGAGAUGUAACGAUAGAACGACAGCGUAUGCCAGGGCUGUCACCCAGAAGGGAUGAUCCUCACGAAUUCCGGGUUGGGCGUUUAAAACAUGAACGUGUCAAAGUUCCGCGUGGAGAGAAGCUGCUGGACUGGGCAAUGCAAGUAAUGAAGAUCCAUUGUGAUCGAAAAUCUAUCUUAGAAGUAGAAUUUUGUGGGGAAGAGGGCACUGGACUUGGGCCUACUCUUGAAUUUUUUGCCUUGGUGGCUGCCGAAUUACAACGACGUGAUUUAGCAAUGUGGAUAUGUGAUGACGACGCCCUUAGCAUGCAGCAACCUAUUGAUCUUGGAGAGGGCGUGAAACCACCGGGUUAUUACGUCAGACGCCCUUCGGGAUUGUUCCCUGCACCUUUACCCCAAGACUCCGAAAUUUGCGACAAGGCAACCCGCUACUUCUGGUUCCUGGGCGUUUUUCUGGCCAAAGUACUACAAGACAACCGUUUGGUAGACUUACCACUUUCUAAGAGUUUCCUGAAGCUCAUGUGUCACGGCGAAAUACAGAAGAAUGUCAAUGAACGUAUAGGUUUUGCUGGACUAAAUAAUAACAAAAAUAUCGACAUAGACAUAAUGACAUCGAGUUUGAUAUCAGAAGAGAGCGAAAAAGAAUUAGAGCUUGAUCCUCCCAAAAUUAACGCCUACUCUGACGAUAAACUCCAACAACAGCCCUGGUAUUAUGGCAUCUUGGGGUCCGAAGACAUGCACAAUAUAGAUCCAAUUCGCGCCAACUUCCUUAAAGAAAUCCAAGACCUUGUAAAGCGAAAGCAAAAGAUAUUGCAAGAUUCGGCAUUAAGCGUAGAAGCAAAAGCGCACCAAAUACAGAAUCUCAGCAUAAAUCAUUCGUCAGGGCCCGUUCUUUUAGAAGAUCUCGCUUUAACGUUUACAUAUGCACCAAGUUCGACCGUCUUUGGUAUUCCAGCCGUAGAUUUGACGCACAACGGUGCCGACAUUGAAGUAAACCUGGAAAAUGUCGAAGAGUAUUCAGAACUAACCAUGUCUUUCUGCUUGGACAAAGGAAUCAGUAGGCAACUGGAGGCCUUUUACAAAGGCUUCUCCGUCGUGUUUCCAAUGGAAAAGUUGGCCGCUUUCAGUCCUGACGAAAUGAUGGUCAUGCUCUGUGGAGACCAGAAUCCCCAAUGGACUAGGGAGGACCUACUCAACUACACUGAACCUAAACUAGGAUACACCAGAGAUAGCCCUGGUUUCUUGCGUUUCGUCAACGUGUUGGUUAAUAUGUCUCCUGAAGAACGGAAGGCCUUUUUGCAGUUCACAACUGGUUGUAGCUCGUUACCUCCAGGCGGUCUAGCUAAUUUAUAUCCUAGGUUGACCGUGGUUCGAAAAGUUGAUGCAGGCGAAGGCUCCUAUCCUUCGGUUAACACCUGCGUGCAUUAUCUAAAACUACCCAACUAUCCCACUGAGGAGAUCCUAAGGGAGAGACUACUAGCAGCGACUAAAGAAAAAGGGUUCCACUUAAAUUAAUUUUCCCUUGUAUAUUUUCCUUUUCCCUUUAAAUAUGCUUAUUGUUUUUUUUGCAAAUGAUUUUUGUUAUCGUCUCUUUGGACAUGGGCGAAAGGGAAAAACAGAUACAUAGCAAAAAAAGACGUUUCUAUGGUGACUUAGAAAAAUUUUCGAUAGGAGAGAGAGAAAAACUAUCUAGGGGACGCUAGCAGAUGCAUAAAUCAAUUAUAAAAAUAUUCAAUCCAAUAAAAAGCAUUUACUUGGAUCAAAUACGAUAUGUUGGUUGUUAUAGGCGUACAUAUGUAUACAUAACAUAGGAAUGAUCAUUUUUCCUUCUCUAGUGAUAUAUAAAUAUACAUAUAAAAUAUAUACAUGUACAAGUAUUCGAUCUCUCAAAUGGACUAUUAAACUGGUAAUAAUAAAUUAAUGAAUUUACUAAACGAACGACAAAUGUAUACUGUAUUGGGUUUUCCUUUUCCUUUUUUACUAUAUUUAGUGAUUAUAAUGCGGUAGCGCCGGUUAGUUUUGACAAGUUCCAAUGCGGCUCCCUAAUUUCAAAAAUAAAAUCUUUUCGUGGGACUUAAACAAAAACACGAUCUACAUAUUUUCUAGUCGAUAUAUAGCUUAUAAACUCGGUGCGGGGGCCUAAGAGCCUCUGUCUUUUUAUUUAGGAAAAACUAUUUUUAAUGUAAAUGAUCAGAAACGCUUCACCAAAAAACAGUAAAAACGGUCGGUCAAGGCGAUAAAUAAUAUAUUAAUCUGUAUAAUAUACAUAAAUAAUAUAAUAAUUACUUUGCGGAUGUUAAAAGACAGUUAUUUUAACAAUUCCAAUGAUUUUUCAGCAUAUUAUGGUAUUUUUAAACGAAUGAGCUUUAGUAUGAUGGUAUGUAUUAAAUAGCCAAUUCGUUUACCAUUUUGUUUGGUUUCUUGAGCAUUUUUUUGUAGAGAGAGUAAAAAAAUGUAUUUAAUUAAAUGUUAACAAUUAUAAUCCGUAGAUAGAA
Molecule: messenger RNA, 9114 nt
Organism: Agrilus planipennis (emerald ash borer)
Lineage: Eukaryota; Metazoa; Arthropoda; Insecta; Coleoptera; Buprestidae
Gene: Ufd4
Product: E3 ubiquitin-protein ligase HECTD1
Exons: 17
Coding region: 68-8134 (2688 amino acids)
Biological process (GO): proteasome-mediated ubiquitin-dependent protein catabolic process; anatomical structure development; protein K63-linked ubiquitination
Cellular component (GO): nuclear speck
Molecular function (GO): protein binding; metal ion binding; ubiquitin protein ligase activity
Source: RefSeq, a predicted model, not a curated record